UUGUGUUUUUCCUAGAUGUUCAACUGACGUCACUCUUUCCUUAUCUCUCUCCGCCCCUUUCUUUGGUUUAUAGCGCAGAGGUAACACUGCGCUCUCCAGAACACAACUCGCAGGGCAGCAGCAAUAUCUCACAGUAUCUGACGUUACCCAACCUUUGUUGACAUUUAGCAAAACUUUCUUUUUUAUACAAGCGACUCUCAAACACUGAGCAACAAUUAGUCUCUCAACCAGGCACAAUAAUAUCAGGCUAACUCAAGGGUGAUAAGUUCCUUGAAAGGACAAUGAUGGAAAUUAUGGUUUGUCCAAUGGGAGGAGGUGCCGCUCGGCUGUACAGCGCCCUGGCCCAGCCCCUCGACUUGGCUCCCUCUGACCAUCCCAGCCCUGCCUACCAGGACCCCCACAGCGGCUGCCUGACCCCCCCGGAGCCUGUAGACCGCCUGGAUCUCCUGAGGGAGUGCGAGGAGGCCCUGAGGGGCCGACCCCCCCGCCCGCUGCGUUCCUUCAUCAGCGCCCGUGAUGCAGACAGCCACAUCGCCCCCAAUGGGUCAAUCAGGGUGAUGCAGUGGAACAUACUGGCUCAAGCGCUGGGUGAAGGAGUGGACAGUUUCGUCCACUGCCCCUUGGAUGCCCUCAACUGGGAAAUCAGAAAAUACCUCAUCCUGGAAGAAAUCCUGACCUACCGACCUCACAUCCUGUGUCUUCAGGAAGUUGAUCACUACUACGACACCUUCCAGCCAAUCCUGGCCAGCCUGGGUUACCAAGGACACUUCUGCCCCAAGCCCUGGUCACCUUGUCUCGACGUCGAGGGCAACAAUGGGCCAGAUGGCUGUGCCCUCUUCUUCGACCAAUCGUACUUCGAGCUCCUGGAGAGCGUCAACGUCCGUCUAUCGGCUAUGCUGAUACCGACCAAUCAGGUGGCCGUGGUAACUACACUCCAUUGCCGGGCGACAGACCGACGCCUGUGCGUCGCCGUGACGCACCUCAAGGCCCGCAGCGGCUGGGAGUAUCUCCGUAGUGCCCAGGGCUCCGACCUGCUCCGGCACCUCCAGAACAUCACUCAGGCCCGGGGCGUGGGCGGCGAGGGCCCCUCUGGCAGGGCCUCAGGCACCCCCCUGCUGGUCUGCGGUGACUUCAACGCCGUCCCCUCGGAGGAGGUGUACCGGCGCUUCGCCGCAUCGCCUCUCGGCCUCGACUCGGCCUACAAGAGGCUGAGCAGCGAUGGCGUUUCAGAACCAGCCUACACGACCUGGAAGAUACGGCCCACAGGAGAGUGCUGCAGCACGCUGGACUACGUCUGGUACUCCCAGGACCAGCUCAGGGUGGAUGGCGUGCUGGACAUGCCCACAGAGGAGCAGAUAGGCCCCAACAGACUCCCGUCCUACAACUACCCCUCGGACCACCUCUCACUGGUGUGUGACUUUAGUUUCACCGACCGGGGAGAGUGAGGGAGGAAGUAGAGGGGAAAAAAUAUGGAAAUGUAGUGCCAUAACUGCUCAAGUCUUCUUUUCUACUGGAGUGUGAGCUCCGGGUUUAGAAAAAAAGGAGGUAGAGGUGGAGAGAGGUAAAAGAAGGGAUGGUCUGUAGAGGAGCAGCACCUGACUGCCUCUGUUGUAAAGUUGUUCAGGUGGGUGGAUAACCUGCACAUGCUCCUGACCUGGGUUAUAUUGGUGUUACCCCACCUCAGAACACAUGGGUGGAUAUCACACACAGGCUUGCCGAGACUUGAGAGAGAGUUUUGUGUGGGAACACCAUUUAAAUAAUAACGGUCUAAAGCACUUUGGGUGAGAAAUCAUUGGAUAACCAUCCAUCAAGCACAACUGGUUUGUACAGAAGUAUGUGUAAGCCUCUCUCUUCUCAGUCUAGUCUGUCAGUCUAACCCUGAGCUUACUGUAGGUGUGAAUGCAACUAUGUUUAGCAUUUUCUUUACUUAUACCUGCUCAGAGCGAUUGAGUUAAGUGAGAGAAGUUCAGUUACCUCAGAAAUUGGAUGCACAUACAAACACAAACUGACUUUUGAAGCCACAGGAGUACAUUUGAUAAACUGGGGUUGUGAAAGAAUUUGGGAAGUUAAAAAAGUUAUUCCACAGAUAUUGAUUAAUUAGUCUGACCCAAGUUUGGAACGUGGUGCUACAGAUUCAGUUGUUUUAUGUUCAAAGCCGUUGGUUCACACUACUUCUAAGGACUAAAUUGUCCAUUUUAGAAAUUGUUUUAUCAGUGAUUCUGUUUUAUGGUGCAAUGUGACUGACUACCUUGUACCUUGUUGUAAAAUACCCCAAAAAUAAAAUUAUACAAAAUGAA
This is a messenger RNA of Osmerus eperlanus (European smelt), 2297 nucleotides long. It is a transcript of the gene noctb, whose product is annotated as nocturnin b. Lineage: Eukaryota; Metazoa; Chordata; Actinopteri; Osmeriformes; Osmeridae. Bases 282 to 1445 code for a protein of 387 amino acids. Gene Ontology annotation, molecular function: poly(A)-specific ribonuclease activity. Gene Ontology annotation, biological process: circadian rhythm. The transcript is spliced from 4 exons. The record is from RefSeq and is a predicted model, not a curated record.